This is a messenger RNA of Lolium rigidum, 1245 nucleotides long. Its product is annotated as 26S proteasome regulatory subunit 6B homolog. Gene Ontology annotation, molecular function: ATP binding; proteasome-activating activity; ATP hydrolysis activity. NCBI's taxonomy places the organism in Eukaryota, Viridiplantae, Streptophyta, Magnoliopsida, Poales, Poaceae. The record is from RefSeq and is a predicted model, not a curated record. Gene Ontology annotation, biological process: proteasome-mediated ubiquitin-dependent protein catabolic process. The transcript has a single exon. Gene Ontology annotation, cellular component: proteasome regulatory particle, base subcomplex. Bases 1 to 1245 code for a protein of 414 amino acids.
AUGUCGGCCGCAGCAGUAUCACACACCGCUCCCGCAGCUCUCCCGUCGGCGCCCCCGCCAUCCUACCCCGCCACCUCUGGCCCUUCCUACGCCGCCGAGGACGACCUCUACGGUCUCCUCCAAUCGCUCCAGCGUCGCAUGGAGUUCGUCGCGAUCCAGGAGGAGUACGUGAAGGACGAGCAGAAGCACCUGAUGCGCGACCUGCUGCACGCGCAGGAAGAGAUGAAGCUGGUCCAGGCCGCGCCCCUCGUGACCGGCCAGUUCAUGGAGAUGGUGGACGGCAGCAACGGCAUCGUGGGGUCGACCACCGGCAGGAGCUACUACGUGCCGAUCCUCAGCACCAUCGACCACGAGCUGCUGAAGCCGUCGGCGUCGGUCGCCCUGCACCGCCACUCCAAAGCGCUCGUCGGCGUGGUGCCUCCCGAGGCGGACUCCAGCGUCUCGCUGCUCGGGCCAUCGGAGAAGCCCAGCGUCCUGUACUCGGAUAUCGGAGGAUGUGAUAUCCAGAAGCAAGAAAUCCGCGAGGCCGUCGAGCUGCCCCUGACACAUCACGAGUUGUACACGCAGAUCGGUAUUGAUCCUCCAAGAGGGGUGCUGCUCUAUGGUCCUCCGGGCACCGGCAAGACGAUGCUUGCGAAAGCCGUGGCAUGUCACACCAGCGCUGCUUUCAUCAGGGUGGCUGGUUCAGAGUUUGUGCAAAAGUACUUGGGGGAGGGCCCGAGGAUGGUUCGGGAUGUGUUCCGCUUGGCUAGAGAGAAUGCCCCUGCUAUAAUAUUCAUCGACGAGGUUGAUGCCAUAGCCACUGCUCGAUUCGAUGCUCAGACCGGUGCUGACCGAGAGGUUCAGCGUAUUCUAAUGGAGCUACUCAAUCAGAUGGAUGGGUUUGACCAGACGGUGAAUGUGAAGGUUAUCAUGGCCACCAACCGGGCGGACACUCUAGACCCUGCCCUGUUGCGUCCAGGAAGAUUGGACAGGAAAAUUGAGUUCCCUCUGCCAGACCGUAGGCAGAAGAGGCUUGUUUUCCAAGUCUGUACUGCUAAGAUGAACUUGAGUGACGAGGUCGAUUUGGAAGAUUAUGUCUCCAGGCCUGAUAAAAUCAGUGCUGCUGAUAUCUCCGCUAUUUGCCAAGAAGCUGGCAUGCAUGCUGUCCGCAAAAAUCGGUAUGUUAUCCUCCCCAAGGACUUCGAGAAGGGCUACCAAACCAACGUGAAGAAGCCUGAGACAGACUUUGACUUCUACAAAUGA